Molecule: messenger RNA, 510 nt
Organism: Branchiostoma belcheri (Belcher's lancelet)
Lineage: Eukaryota; Metazoa; Chordata; Leptocardii; Amphioxiformes; Branchiostomatidae
Exons: 3
Coding region: 40-510 (156 amino acids)
Source: RefSeq, a predicted model, not a curated record
UGGAGGGAAGGUUCGAGGUAGACGCGCUGGACAUGGCGUAUGCGAAGGUGCACGUGGGGGUUGAUUGGUAUCAACCUUAAAUUCCUGGAUGCGAGAGUCUGUUUCAAAGGAAAGGCGGAAUACCAAUUCAACAUUUUCCAGGAGUUCAACUUUGAAGAGGUUUUCCGAUUGGUUAAACAGUUUGACCGCGUAAUCAACCAGGUCGUUGUAAAUGUGAAGAAUAACAUCAUUCGUUUCAAGCAACUUCUCGGGAGAACGACAGGCUCCAUAGACGGCAUCUUCCAGAACAUCGUGAAUGCAGUGGAGGACCUUCCCCGUCCAGUGCUUGACUUCAAAGUCAAGGCCAAAGUGUUCAUCACCAGAUCUGGGGAGUACACAAACCUUCCCCCGGUCGUAGAAAACGUCAGACAAGUGGUCCAUCGAGUUAGCACGCUCAUCAGUGACAUGAAGACCGAAGUCAUGGGCUUCUACCACGUGAGUAUAACAUACCAUGUUCCUAACCUAAUUUGA